AUGGCACCCCAGGCUGCUGUCUGUGUGUGGUCCACCACAUAUUGUACAGAGUAUAAAAAUGUUCUUGGAGCUACUGUGACCAGAUUUUGUGGCAAAUAUGGUUUAGUUGAUGACUCCAUUUACUUCACUUCCAAUGAUGUGCUGGGAGGGAUGCCUUUGCAAGUCGGCCAAAAAGUGAAUGUGGUGGCCCAAAAAAAUGAGACAUCGGGAGGUUGGAAAGCCGUCAAGGUGGAACCUGUAACUAACCAGUGGGAGGGGGAUGAUGAUACUUGCAGCUCUCCAGCAGAAAACGAAACUCAUAACCUGAUGGGCAAUGUAACUUCAUGCAACAAGGAUGGUGGCUACAUUAAUGAAACUAUUUACUUCUCCAUGGCAGAUGCGUGUGAAGGUUUUCAGCCAUAUAAAGGUGACUGGGUACAGGCCCAAUACUCUAUUGAACCAACAACUUGGAAAAGCCAAGCCUACUGCCUGAAACCACUUCGAUAUAAAAGAGUUGAUAAAGUACCAAUAACUCAAAUUCUUCAUCGAGGUGGUGUAGUGAAUGACAUUAUAUUCUUCACUCUUGAUUCUCUCCGAAUGCCGCAACUUUAUGUGCCCAAAAAAGAUGAUUUGGUUAAUGUAGUGAUUAUUGAAAGUAAUCAGUCUUUAUACCAGUGGAGAGCUUUAUGCAUUGGACCUGCAAACAAAGAAAGUUCAUCAGUUCCUGCAAUAACAAGCAAAGAUCUUGACCCUAUUGACUUGGAGUUCUUUCAUAAAGAAGGAUUGGAAGUUACAAGGAAGAUUGACUUUGGUACCAUCAGACAAGGAGAGAAAAAAGACUUGAUGGUGUGGAUUGAGAACAAAGGAAAGAAGGCACAAAGCCUUUUAAAGUAUAAGCUGGCUGGAUGGGAGAGAGACAAUCAGUUCUUAAUGACAUCCCCCCAAUUACUCACUGCCUCUGAAAAUGGAUCCAAGCAACAGACCCACACUAAAUUUGCAUCUAACUGUAGAAUGACUCAAUCCCAGUCGUCAUGUACGGCCCUUGGUUCUUUCCUGCCCUGCGUAUCAGAUCAGCAAGAUUCUAAGCUUCCCAGUGUGACCUUUGAUCAGAAGAAUGUAUCUUCACCUCCAGAAAGAUUAUCAUCCAAGCAAGAUGGUUCACUCAAUUCACGAAGCACGCCAGAUGAUAAAUUCCUGAAUAAUCUACCAUCAGCCUCUGCAAGUUGCAUAACUCAGCUCAGUUGUCUGCAAACUCUUGAUGAUGCUCAUGUAAAAUGUGAAAAGGUGACGCACGAGCUCAGCCCAACUGAAGAAAUUGGUGAAAGUCUGCUGCAAAUAUUACCCGGUGGAAAAGCCUACAUAAAACUCAUGUGUGAAGCAAAAAAUCCUGGUCGUAAUAAAGAUUUUCUCUUGCUUUAUUUUAAUAAUUUUACGAUGGGAUGUUAUGUGGAAGUGGACGUAACGAGUGAUGAGGAAUAUCUACUGGUACCAAGAUCCAGCUAUCACCCCAUACAAUCCAAAUCCUUUCAAUCAGAUCAAAAAGAAACGAACUUCACAGUUGUGAGUGUGAGAAAUCCUUCAAGACUGGCCAGACGGCGCAUACCUAGCUUUCUUCCACAGUACGCUGUGCCUGAGAGAUUAAAAGAGUGCAUUGAAAGGGAUGCAGAUAUCCUGACCAUUCAGCCAAAUCUUUCGGAGGCUCUGAGCAUGUCAAAAUAUAAAGAUCAUUUUUCAACACUUCUGUGGCUGGAAGAGAUCAAAGCCAAGAUGGAGAUGAGGGAAUUUAAUAUGCCCAACGUGACCUUGAGAAAGAAAGGGGACUUCCUCAUUCUGGAGGUGCCAGGGUUGGUUGAAGGCCGACCAUCGGUAUCUGUUGGUGACCGAAUCAUAUUAAAGAAUUCAUGUUAUACAGAAUCUGAAGUACGAUAUUCUGGCUUUGUACUGGAGGUGUAUGAAGAUGAGCUUGUACUGAAGUUUAAUUCUUCAUUUCAGCAAGCCUAUGGAGGGGAGCCUAUGGAUGUGGAGUUUACAUAUAACAGAACUUCAACUCGGAGAUGCCUAUUUGCUGUGGAACAAGCUAUUCAUCUUGGUGAACAAGUUUUGUUUCCAGAGAAUGUUGCAGUAAAACCUCCACAGACAGUUACUACAUGGGAUGAUAUUUACACAGUUGUGACAAAUGAAAAAAACAAUUGCUGCAGAUUGGAAGGCCAGACUAACAAAGAAAAGGACGUGGCUGCGAAAUUAAAUAGUUCCUGUACAGGAGGAAAUUAUACAGGCAAACAAUCCAAUGGGCAAGAAUGUACUUUCUUUAACUCUCUCCUGAAUGACUAUCAAAAGUCUGCAGUCAAGAGGAUACUUCGUGGUGAAUGCAGACCAAUACCAUAUAUUGUAUUUGGACCUCCUGGCACUGGAAAAACAGUCACUAUCCUCGAAGCAAUCUUGCAGAUCCACUUUACCUUACCAGACAGUCGGAUUUUGGCUUGUGCUCCAUCCAACAGUGCUGCUGACCUACUGUGUUUACGUUUACAUGAAAGCAAUUUGUUGAAACAAGGAGACAUGGUGCGAGUUAAUGCCACUUGCAGACCUGCAGAGUACAUCCCUGAAAUUAUACAAUUGUACAGUAAAGAUGGUGAAGAUCUUUGGGAUGCAGCACGCUGCAGAAUAAUAAUAAGCACGUGUAGUACAGCUGGAUUAUUUUACCAGAUUGGAUUAAGGAUUGGGCACUUUACUCAUGUUUUUGUUGAUGAAGCUGGUCAAGCUAGUGAACCUGAAUGUCUCAUUCCAAUGCUGCUUGUAUCGGAGGAAGAUGGACAGAUUGUGCUUGCUGGAGACCCAAUGCAACUGGGACCAAUAAUAAAGUCGAGAAUUGCUUCAGCUUAUGGUCUGUGUGUUUCACUUUUGGAGCGAUUAAUGGCACGUCCUUCGUACUGUAGAGAUGAAAACUUUGCUGCAUUUGGAUCCUAUAGUCCUCUUUUGGUGACAAAGCUAGUGAAUAAUUAUCGGUCACAUUCAUCUUUACUUGCCCUGCCUUCUAAGUUGUUUUAUCAUCAAGAGCUAAAGAUGUCUUCAGAUCAGUCUGUGGUCAACAAGUUCUGUAACUGGGAAAAAUUGCCCAGAAAAGGAUUUCCGAUAAUUUUUCAUGGAUUGAGGGGAAAUGAAAUGAGGGAAGGUAGCAAUCCAUCAUGGUUCAAUCCUAAAGAGGCAGUUCAAGUAAUGCGUUACUGCUGUCUCCUGGCAAAACACUGUACAAACCCAGUAAAACCUUCUGAGAUUGGGGUCAUUGCACCCUAUCAAAAACAGGUACAAAAGAUCAGAAUUCUUCUCCGAAGCGGUUAUCUCUCUGACCUAAAGGUUGGAUCUGUUGAAGAGUUUCAAGGCCAGGAGAAACUAGUCAUAAUUGUGUCAACAGUACGGUCCAGUGAAGAAAAUCUGGCUGAGGACACGCGUUAUGUUUUAGGGUUUCUUUCCAAUCCCAAAAGAUUUAAUGUGGCUAUCACUCGAGCAAAAGCAUUAUUGAUUGUGGUUGGUAAUCCACAUAUUCUUCUCAAGGAUCCAUGUUGGGGUGCAUUUCUGGAAUACUGUGUUACAAACAAUGCAUAUGUUGGUUGCGAUCUCCCACAUGAAGUUUUGAUUCAGCAAAGAGCUAUAUCUGGGAAGAAAUAA
Molecule: messenger RNA, 3642 nt
Organism: Hemiscyllium ocellatum (epaulette shark)
Lineage: Eukaryota; Metazoa; Chordata; Chondrichthyes; Orectolobiformes; Hemiscylliidae
Gene: mov10l1
Product: Mov10 like RNA helicase 1
Exons: 26
Coding region: 1-3642 (1213 amino acids)
Molecular function (GO): helicase activity
Source: RefSeq, a predicted model, not a curated record